Messenger RNA from Anthostomella pinea, 1233 nucleotides. The record is from the annotation of a GenBank genome assembly. NCBI's taxonomy places the organism in Eukaryota, Fungi, Ascomycota, Sordariomycetes, Xylariales, Xylariaceae.
AUGCGCACCAAUAUGCUAGCGUCAGUCGGCGCGCUUGCUCAGAUGGGUAUCUGGCAUGCCUUGCUCCCAGCGGCGCAGGCGCAGAUGAAGGUCAGCAGCUUUGACGGAGCCGUGACGAACGACGAGAUACAGUCGUUCAACGACUUCGUCACCACGCUCACGCCGGGCAAGAACAACAGCGGCAACGAGUGGGCGCAAGGCCACAGCGGAGAAGAGACCAAGGCAAUGGGUCUCGUCUACCUCAUGGCCGGCCAGCAGACGACGCUGGACCAGAUGCUCCGAUUUUGCGAUGCUGUCCUCUCCGAGCGCAACGAUCUGGCAAAGGCGCCGGUAGGCCAGUACAAACUCUGGACUGGACGUAUCGACCCAGCCUGGCCGAACGAUGUCACUGCGGAUCCGAUCCAGACCGGCGGCGAGCAAGGCGACCCCGUCGGCCACCUGGCCAGCUGCGCGUAUCUGAUCCUGAAGACCAAGAAUCUCUACAACCAGAACGUAAGCAUCGGCGACCCGCACAGCUACGGCGCGACGUACCUGGAGCGGGCCACAACCUACCUCAAGCAGGCGGACUUGGCCAUGAGCGGGCACAUCCUGAAUUCGCUGCUCGAUCUGUCAAACGGCAACAAGAUGUAUUUCGCGAAGGACUCGCCGUACAAGGGUGGUGACCCCGUCCCCUGGAACCAGCAGAUGAUGUUCAACUACGCGUUCCAGAACCUGUGUAACGCGCACCGCAUCCUGGCCGACGACGCCAAGCUCUUGGCCCAAUACAAGAAGAUCAUCAACGCGAGCCUGGGGUGGUUCUUCAACGAGGGCGGCGUGACCAUCAAGACGAGCAGUCAGGGCAACAAGAUCUAUGACUGGGGGUAUGCGAUGCCGAAGACGAGCGGCGAGGACUCGAACCAUGGCUCGUUGGACGUUGCGGGCUUCUACCGGGCUUACAUCACCGGCGAUUAUAACAUCACGGCCGAGCAGAUGACGCCGUUUGCGAACAUGUUCGUCGAUGUCAUGACCCUGGGUGGCGGACAGUACGCCGGGACUGUCGAGGGCGACUCUGGCUCAGGGCAUGCUGCGGAUACUGAUUAUAUACGCAGUGGCUACCUGUUUCUGGCGGACUUUCGGGCGGAUGCGUAUGAGGAUAUGAUGGGGGCGGAUUUGGCGGUUGGCAAGACCACGGGCAGUGCUGAUGAGUUCUCGAGGUUCUUGUGGGUGAAGAAUCAGCGGGCCACUGGGAAGUGA